Messenger RNA from Rodentolepis nana, 1410 nucleotides. The record is from the annotation of a GenBank genome assembly. Lineage: Eukaryota; Metazoa; Platyhelminthes; Cestoda; Cyclophyllidea; Hymenolepididae.
UAUACGUACGCUAAGGACGGAAGCGUUCGCGGUGUAAUGGUUAGUCGAAAGGCCGCUCUAGCACAUUGCCGAGCAUUAACAGCAGCCUGUCACUAUUCGGAGGGUGAUGUGAUGAUUUGUGUUGUUGAUUGCCGUCGAGAAGCUGGUCUCUGGCAUGCUGCUCUCGCUGGCGUGUUUAACGGUAUGCAUAUUGUAUUUGUGCCCUUCAAUGUCCUCCAAAUGGACCCGGGCUCUUGGAUUCGUAUGGUCACCAAAUAUCGCGCCUCUGUUGCCAUUGUAAAGAGUCGUGAUUUGCACUGGGCACUACUUGCAGAAAGAGAUCAUCCCUAUGUCAACCUCUCUUCUCUCCGUGCUCUUCUUGUCACUGAUGGUCACAAUCCUUGGUCUCUCAAUUCCUGCGAUCUCUUUGCGGCUAAGUUCAAGUCCCGUGGUUUCAAUCCCAGUGCAAUAUGUCCCAUUGCGGGCAGUUCAGAAACUCUAACACUCUCCCUUCGACGUCCCAUUCCUCCAACUAGUGCCACUAGUGCAGGCAGUGGUACUGGUGGUCUAUUCGGUCUCCAUUCAAAUGGCGCCCUAAACAGAGGUAUGCUUAUGCCCAACAACGCAAGCCCGCAACAUACCCUCAUUGGAGGAAAUUCAUGUGCUUCUCAGCCAGCAUCUUCUGCUCGUGGCAUAAUUUCACUUCAUGCCCUGAGCUAUGGAGUUAUUCGAGUAGACUCAGAGGAUUCUUUCACUUCCCUUACUCUGCAAGAUUGUGGUCAGGUUCUACCUGGAGCUGCAAUGGUUGUAGUGAGCUUGGGUCCGAAACCCACCGUUUGUAAAACAGAUGAAAUAGGAGAGUUGUGUAUAUCAGCAGACUACGUUGGAACUGGAUACUGGGGUCUGCGAGGCCAGACUGGAUCGCACUUCUGUCUUCAACCCACCCACGAUGAUGGACGACUUGUGGUGGUGAAUUUGAAUAGUUCGGCGGCGGCUGUGCCUCCAAGUUCUGGAGCUCUCCAUGCACCCACUUCUAACGCGGCCAUGACGACAACGUCGAAAUUCGUUCGAUCCGGUCUUAUUGGAUUUCCUGGACCUGCUUCCUCCGGUGGUCUCAUCUUCAUUUGCGGUUCGAUAGACGGCGUAUUGUCGGUAGCGGGUAGGCGGCACAAUGCCAAUGACAUUAACGCGACUGUGAUCGCUGUUCAACCAACCAAGAUUGUAUACCGUGGCCGAAUCGCUGUCUUCUCCAUCGAAAUGCUGAAAGAUGAGAGGAUUGUAGUGAUUGCCGAAUUACGUCACGGGUUCUCUGAGGAAGCAGCCUUUUCAUGGAUGUCCCAGGUCCUUCAAGCCGUUGACAGUAUUCAUCAAGUCAGCGUCUACGCUCUAGCUUUGGUCCCACAAAAUCACCUACCUCGGGUGCGCAUUUAA